GCCAAGGAGAAUGAGAGGGAGGGAUUAACUGUGAUUGAGCUUCGGCACUGGCAAACCGAAAACGGAUCAACCAAACACCAGCUGUAGGCGACCGAAACCGGGACACGAACCGACUGCCCUGGCUCGUUAGUCGCGCUGUAUUGAACUGCGCCGGAGGUCUGUUUUGUGUAGGGAUGAACUCGGAAUGAAUGUAAACCAGCAAGCGCAUAUGACCUCACCGUACAGGCAGCCACAGCCCACCCUACAGGGGUACGCCCAGCCUGGCUAUGGGGGACCCCCCACGCAGUACACCCCUUACAACAGUCCCAAUCCGGGGUACCAGCAGGGACCAGCUCCAGCAGGUUAUUCUCCUUACUCAAGCUUGUCCUCUAAGGCUUUUCCUGCUACUCUUGCUUCUGACCUCUCCUGUAACUCCUCCUCUCCUCUUGAUCUAGGUCCAGUGCGACCCACACCUAACUCUGUGGGCCCCCCUAUGUCGGCCCCCCAGGGGUACAGCCAGUUCACACAGGGAGAUGUGCAAAAUGGCCCCCCGACCAUGAGCAGCCAGCCUCACAGGCCCCCUGUCUCUCAGUCCUACCUCCCAGGUAGCCAGCCAGCCUACCAGCAAUAUGGAGUCCCGCCCACCAACAUGCAACAGAUGACCAAUCAGAUGUCGGGGAUGCACGUUUCAGGCCCUCCCCCCGCAGUGUCCGGCUAUGCACCCCACUCUUCUAAUUCUCAGACCUCCGUCAGUUUCUCUGGCACUCCCUCCUUCCCUCCCCACUCCGUAUCCUCACAGCAAAACUCCCCAGCAGCCAGCCUGACACAUGGCCAGCCUCCUUCACAGUCCCCCUUCCCAGGCGCCCCACCUCCUGUCUCACAGCCCCAAUAUUCUUCAGUCCCUCCAGCCUCUUCACAGCCCCAUUACCCAGGGGCCCAACCUCCACCUGCCUCCCAGGGUCAGUUCCCUGUGGGCCCCCCAUCUCCCUCCCAGGCCUCCCCAUUCCACACACCCCUUUCCAACUUUGUCCCCCAUGCAGGCCCUGGGGUGCAGCCAGUGCAGGCCCCACCUCACUCCCAGUACCUCUCUGGGCCCCCUCUCCCUCGCCAGCCCAUGCAGGGGCCCCCGCUCUCCCAGCAGAACCACGUGGCCCCUGGGAUGCAGCGCCUCCCAGGUCAGGCGGCGCCCCCAGGACAGGGGCAGGGCGUCCAGCCUCAGCAGAAUGGUGCAUUUGGACAAAUGAGCAGGCCACAGCCUGGCUAUGGGGGUUCCUACCCGGGCCCCCAAAACUACGGGGCACAGCCCCCUCCUCCCGCAGCGCCCCCGCAGAAACGGCUCGACCCAGAUUCCAUUCCUAGCCCACAAGUCAGUGAGCUGCCUGCUGUGCAGAAAACAAGACAUAGAAUAGACCCAGACGCGAUCCCCAGCCCAAUCCAGGUGAUCGAGGACGACCAGGCGAACCGAAGCAGUGAGCCGUUCACAACAGAGGUCAGAGGUCAGGCACCACCGCUUGUCACAACCAACUUCCAGGUCAAAGAUCAAGGGAAUGCGAGCCCGAGCUAUAUAAGGUGCACAGCCUACAACUUCCCCUGCACCUCGGACAUGGCGAAGCAGUCUCAGGUUCCUCUGGCUGCAGUCAUCAAGCCCUUGGCGACUCUGCCCCUAGACGAGGCUCCCCCAUACAUUGUAGAUCACGGAGAGUCAGGGCCAAUCCGCUGUAACCGGUGUAAAGCCUACAUGUGUCCCUUCAUGCAGUUCAUCGAGGGGGGCCGGCGCUUUCAGUGUGGCUUCUGCAGCUGUGUGACCGAGGUGCCUCCCCAUUACUUUCAGCACCUGGACCACACUGGAAAGCGAGUGGACUGCUACGACCGGCCGGAGCUCUCCAUGGGGACAUGCGAGUUCACAGCAACUGUGGACUACUGCAAGAACAACAAGAUCCCACAGCCCCCAGCAUUCAUCUUCCUGAUCGACGUCUCGUACAAUGCGGUGAAGAGCGGGCUGGUCGACCUCAUCUGUGCGGAGCUGAAGACUCUGCUGGAUUACCUGCCCAGGGAGAGCAGCGAGGAGGACUCGUGUAUCCGGGUGGGCUUUGUCACCUAUAACAAGGUUCUGCACUUCUACAAUGUCAAGAGCUCGCUGGCGCAGCCCCAGAUGAUGGUGGUCUCAGAUGUAGCGGAUAUGUUCGUCCCCCUGCUGGACGGAUUCCUGGUCGAUGUGAACGAGUCGCGUGCCGUCAUCAACAGUUUGCUGGAUCAGAUCCCAGAGAUGUUUGCUGACACAAGGGAGACGGAGACGGUGUUUGCCCCAGUGAUUCAGGCUGGCUUGGAGGCCCUGAAGGCUGCGGACUGUGCAGGAAAGCUCUUUAUUUUCCACUCAUCGCUCCCCAUUGCAGAAGCUCCGGGGAAACUAAAGAACCGGGAGGACAAGAAAUUGGUCGGCACAGACAAAGAGAAGACCCUCUUCCAGCCCCAGACCAGUUUCUUUGGCAACCUGGCAAAGGAGUGCGUGGCACAGGGCUGCUGCGUGGACCUCUUCCUCUUUCCCAACCAGUAUGUGGAUGUGGCGACACUGGGAGUGGUUCCCUCCCAGACCGGGGGCUCCGUGUACAAGUACACCUACUUCCAGGUGCCUUCAGACGGGGAUCGCUUCCUCAAUGACCUGCGCAGGGAUGUACAGAAACAGGUCGGGUUCGACGCAGUCAUGAGGGUGCGAACCAGUACAGGGAUCCGUGCGACGGACUUUUUCGGCGCUUUCUACAUGAGCAACACGACGGACGUGGAGCUGGCUGGGCUGGACUGUGACAAGGCCGUGACGGUGGAGUUCAGACACGAUGACAAGCUGAGUGAGGAGAGUGGUGCACUCAUGCAGUGCGCAGUGCUGUACACCAGCUGCAGUGGUCAGAGGAGGCUGCGGGUUCACAACCUCUCUGUGAACUGCUGCACCCAGCUGGCCGACCUCUACAGGAACUGUGAUACCGACACGCUCAUCAACUUCUUCGCCAAAUACGCCUGCCGCAGCAUACUCAGCUCCCCCACUAAGACAGUGAGAGACACCCUCAUCAACCAGAGCGCUCACAUCCUAUCCUGCUACCGCAAGAACUGCGCCAGCCCCUCCUCCGCCGGACAGCUCAUCCUGCCCGAGUGCAUGAAACUCCUCCCAGUCUACCUGAACUGCGUGCUGAAGAGCGAUAUGUUGCAGCCCAGCGCUGACAUCUCCCUCGAUGACAGAGCCUACCUGCGCCAGCUCGUCACCUCCAUGGAUGUGGCAGAGAGCCACGUUUUCUUCUACCCGCGCCUGCUGCCUCUGCAGAAGCUGGAUGUGGAGGGUGACUCUCUACCCACGGCUGUGCGGGCCUCUGAGGAGCGGCUUUCGAAAGGGGGGCUGUACCUCCUUGAGAACGGGUUGCAUCUCUUCUUGUGGGUCGGGGCCAAUGUGCAGCAAGAGUUGCUUCAGAGCGUCUUCAACACCCCGUCCUUCGGGCAGAUUGACCCCAGCAUGACGAACCUGCCGGUGCUGAAUAACCCGUACUCACAGAGACUGCGGGCCAUCAUAGAGUCCUUCCGGGUUCAGAGACCGCGAUACAUGAAGCUGAUGGUGGUGAAACAGGAUGACAAGCUGGAGCUGAUCUUCAAGCACUUCCUGGUGGAGGACAAGAGCGCGAGCGGCGGCGCUUCCUACGUCGACUUCCUGUGUCACAUGCACAAGGAGAUCCGGCAACUGCUGAGCUAGGAGCCGAGCGCGAGGGCAAGCAGAAUCACCCCCCAACCCACGCCCCACCCCCAAACUAAUCGCACACAGACUCUAGUGCUGCUUCUUUAAUAGUUCCUUUUCAUUCUUUUUUUUUUUUUUUUUUUUUUUUUUUUUUUUU
This is a messenger RNA of Polyodon spathula (Mississippi paddlefish), 3848 nucleotides long. RefSeq names its product protein transport protein Sec24C-like. Gene Ontology annotation, molecular function: zinc ion binding; SNARE binding. Lineage: Eukaryota; Metazoa; Chordata; Actinopteri; Acipenseriformes; Polyodontidae. The transcript has 25 exons. Gene Ontology annotation, biological process: endoplasmic reticulum to Golgi vesicle-mediated transport; COPII-coated vesicle cargo loading; intracellular protein transport. Bases 185 to 3709 code for a protein of 1174 amino acids. Gene Ontology annotation, cellular component: endoplasmic reticulum exit site; COPII vesicle coat. The record is from RefSeq and is a predicted model, not a curated record.